This is a messenger RNA of Anopheles maculipalpis, 1044 nucleotides long. RefSeq names its product lactosylceramide 4-alpha-galactosyltransferase-like. Gene Ontology annotation, biological process: glycosphingolipid biosynthetic process. The transcript is spliced from 2 exons. Gene Ontology annotation, molecular function: alpha-1,4-N-acetylgalactosaminyltransferase activity. The record is from RefSeq and is a predicted model, not a curated record. NCBI's taxonomy places the organism in Eukaryota, Metazoa, Arthropoda, Insecta, Diptera, Culicidae. Bases 1 to 1044 code for a protein of 347 amino acids.
AUGAUAUCUCCCAACUGGUAUCGCUAUCUCCGGUACGCCAUUUGUGCCUUUCUGUUACUUCUUUGCAUUCGUCUCAUUCGCUACCGGAAGCCGAAGGAACCGUACAUCCCGGCAGACAUUGUCAAUGAAGAUCCAGGCUUUCUACAGUCGUACGACACCUCCACCGAACUGCACCGGUAUAGUAGUGUAUAUUUUAUCGAAUCGUCUGCACCGUUCAAACGGAUCGUUACCAUUGAACCACGGCAGGCCUGUGCAAUCGAAUCAGCAGCACGUGCCAAUCCGCGCAAGAAAGUGAUCGUUCUGUUUGCCUCGUGGAAUGAAUUUACCAACCCGAAUCAGAUACGCUUUCCUGACAUUUUAACGCUCGUUCGACUACCGAACGUUCACUUCCGGUGGUUAGAUUUGGAGCACUUUGCCCAAGGUACACCAGUAGAAGCGGUAAUCAAAUCAGACAAAUUGCAUCAACAUCCAAACGGUGCCGAAUAUUUGUCGGAAAUAUUACGCCUAGUGUUGCUGUACAAGUACGGUGGAAUCUAUCUCGAUCUGGAUGUCGUUACGAUGAAGAAGCUAGAGUUUUACAAUCCAAACUUUUUCGGUGCUGAAACAUCACGGCUCGUCGGAUCGUCGGUGAUAGGGCUGGAACGGCACGGCUUUGGACAGACGUUUGCCGAGAGAUGUCUCAACAACUUCAAAUACUUUGACAAACAAAACAACGUCCGGAAUGGAUCCUUCCUGCUCACUUACCAGAUAGUGCAAUCCUGCGAAAAACUCACACUGGACGAGGUCGUUACGGGCGGUUGUGGAGGAUUGCUGGAGGUGUACACGGAGCGUUUCUUCCAUCCUUUUGACGCAACCAAUGUAAACAUCAUGUUUGAUUCUGAUCAGCUGGACGAGGCAAAGCGUAGAAUUUCGAAAGCGAUGGUCGUCCACAUGCUACAUCGUACGAGCAGGAAGAUGCGCAUCGAGAACAAACCGACGGGAUAUCAGUUGAUUGCGAAAAAUUACUGUCCCAGUGUGUAUGGAGAAAAUAGCGAUGAUUUUUGA